This is a messenger RNA of Penaeus monodon (black tiger shrimp), 479 nucleotides long. RefSeq names its product larval cuticle protein 16/17-like. The record is from RefSeq and is a predicted model, not a curated record. Lineage: Eukaryota; Metazoa; Arthropoda; Malacostraca; Decapoda; Penaeidae. Bases 19 to 348 code for a protein of 109 amino acids. The transcript has 2 exons.
UUCUCAGUCGAUGCAAACAUGAAAGUCCUGGUCCUUGUCACUCUGGGUCUGGUCGCCCUGGCCGCCGCCCGACCCUCUGACAUCAUCGAUUUCGAGGAGGACCACAUGGAGCACGAGCAGGAGGGCGUGCCAGGAACGGCCGUGGAGGGCGAGUACUCGUGGGUAGCGCCCGACGGGAACGAGUACUACGUCAAGUACGUCGCCGACCGUUUCGGUUACCGCAUCGUCGAGGACAACGUUCUGCCAGAGUUCCGUGACGCCAAACCUGACGGUGAAAUGGCCGAGGACGAUGACGACGACGACGCUGCUGAAUUCCGUGCUGAUGAGGACGAGGAGGACGACGAUUAGAGUACAACAUAGUUCAAAUAUUGGUGUGAGAACCGGGAUAAUUCACACCGUAAGUGAAGUACAUUACAAAUAACAUUGUAAGAGAAAUGUAACUGUAACUGAACGUAAGAUAAUAAAACACUUUUGUUAAA